Messenger RNA from Alligator sinensis (Chinese alligator), 2562 nucleotides. RefSeq names its product DnaJ heat shock protein family (Hsp40) member B6 (gene DNAJB6). Gene Ontology annotation, molecular function: Hsp70 protein binding; ATPase activator activity. The record is from RefSeq and is a predicted model, not a curated record. The transcript is spliced from 9 exons. The coding region runs from base 65 to 1045 and encodes 326 amino acids. Gene Ontology annotation, cellular component: endoplasmic reticulum membrane; cytosol. NCBI's taxonomy places the organism in Eukaryota, Metazoa, Chordata, Crocodylia, Alligatoridae. Gene Ontology annotation, biological process: protein refolding; positive regulation of proteasomal ubiquitin-dependent protein catabolic process.
GUUUAAACGUUCUUUUAAUUGCAGGAAUUGAAUUUGUUGCUGUAAACAAGACGAUUCUUAAAAGAUGGUGGAUUAUUAUAUGGUUCUAGGAGUGCAAAAGCAUGCCUCACAAGAUGACAUUAAAAAAGCGUACCGUAAAUUAGCCUUAAAAUGGCACCCUGAUAAAAAUCCAGAAAACAAAGAAGAAGCUGAGAGGCAAUUCAAACAAGUAGCUGAAGCCUAUGAGGUUUUGUCAGAUGCUAAAAAACGUGAGAUCUAUGACAAGUAUGGAAAAGAAGGCUUAAUAAAUGGAGGUGGAGGUGGAAGUCAUUUUGAAAAUCCCUUUGAAUUUGGCUUUACAUUCCGUAACCCAGAAGAUGUCUUUAGGGAGUUUUUUGGUGGAAGGGACCCAUUUUCAUUUGAUUUUUUUGAAGAUCCUUUUGAGGACUUCUUUGGGAACAGAAGAGGUCCACGUGGAAGCAGAAACCGAGGUGGUGGAUCAUUUUUUUCUACAUUUAGUGGUUUUCCUGCAUUUGGAAGUGGCUUUCCUUCAUUUGAUACAGGUUUUACUUCAUUUGGUUCAUUGGGCCAUGGCGGCCUUACUUCAUUCUCCUCGACGUCAUUUGGUGGCAGUGGGAUGGGUAACUUCAAAUCAGUAUCAACUUCUACUAAAAUAGUUAAUGGCAGAAAAAUUACUACAAAGAGAAUUGUUGAGAAUGGACAAGAGAGAGUAGAAGUUGAAGAAGAUGGCCAGUUAAAGUCAUUAACAAUAAAUGGUGUUGCAGAUGAAGAAGCAUUUGCUGAGGAGUGCAGACGUAGAGGACAACAUGCCCUACCUUCCCAGCCUACCAAUCCCCGCCUUCCGAAGUCCCACAGGCCUGCCAGUUCCCCCAAAUAUGCCUAUCAUUAUAAUAGUGAUGAGGUGGAAGAUCAAGAUAGAACUCGGGUUACAAGCAGCUUGGAGACCCCUUUUCAUUCAUCAGGAUACAAAGAAGGCAGCAAGAGGAGGAAGCAGAAGCAGAGAGAUGAGCAGAAGAAGAAGAAGUCAACCAAAGGGAAUUUUUAAAACGGACUCCUCCGACAGUCUCAUACCUUUAUAAUGAUGGCAACAUAUUCUUUUUUGAGCACACAUUUGUGAAUACAUUUUGAUUGUGCACACUUUGUGAAGAUGUCUCAUGUUUUAAACUAUACUAAAAUUGCACUAUGUUACUUUUCAUCAUCACAGGAUGGCUUUUUUGCUAGUCGGGUUAAAGACUUCAAAGUAGGCUGAUGUGGUUAGAAGUGCAUUUUAUUUGGAGAUUGGGAAAAUGUUACAGAAUCUCUUACCUCUACCUUCCUUGGGACUAAAACUACUGUAGUAGUCUAGUGUGUUCUUCUAGGAUUUAAGGGGUUGUAACAAUGUCUGUUUAUGUUCUAGAAUAAUCGGGCAUGUUGAAAUAAGAGGUUAAACCUUGCUUCUAUUCCCCUUUGAUUUCACUGGGAGUAGGAUAUGGAAACUCUUGGAUAUAGCAGUUUAUGCAAACUUGUAAUUCCCUUCUGCGCUCUUUCUUUUUUCCAAACUUGGGAAGAAAAGGUCUGUUCCUAAUACCAUGAUGAGAUAAUCUAGAGUAUGUCAUGAAGGAGUCACUUUCUUUCAUUUUUAAGAAAGUCUGUAAGAUUCUGGUCUCCUGUGUGCAUUCAUACAGAUUCAUCAUAGACUCCCUAUGAAUCAUUUGGUGAAAUCAUUCCUUGUAUUUUUAUCUUUUUAUAGCCUAGAGACAAAUUAUCUAAGUGCUACUUUGAAAUUUGGGCAGUUUCUGCUGAGUGGAUUAUAGAUCCAUUAUAGAUUUUGUUUCAAUAUCCAUAAAAGAUUCUGCUAAGACUUUUUUUUUCUUCUGCAGAGCAUUUACAUAUAGGAUGUCACUUCUAUGUGAGGAAAGUAUAUUUACACCAGUUUUAUUUCAGGACACAUUUUUUAGCUUGAAAAGAAGUGUCUUUACUUUAAAAGAAAUAUUUUUUGAGUCUGGCAAGAUUACUUCCUUGCUUCCCAUAAUAGUUUAAUUUGCAUGAUAAAUUGCUUCUCUUAACCUCUUAAUUGGUGUUGAGUACUAAAUAGAAUCUCUCUAUCCCUGCAACUACUUCCUGCAUGUUCCUUGUCGGUAUGUUGCUUUUUCUCUUUAACCUACAUAUAGGAAUAAUCAGCUGUGUUUUGUUUUUGUUCUUUUGUUUUUCCUUUGCCAACAUGUUGAUAUAACAGGACUUAAACCUGGCAAUGUUGGAAACCCAAGUUUCCUGGAGAAUUUCACUCCUCUUUGAAAUGCAAAAAUGUAGCAAUGAACACAAUGACAUGAAGAAGCUAAACCGAAAAAUAAAACUUGCUGUUGUAGAAUACUCUGAGAAUUGUGGUGUCUACAGUAUUUGGAUUGGUUUAGUUUCUAAUGCUUACUCUAUGAAAAUGUAACCUUACGCAAGCAUAACAUAAUGCAAUGUAUGUUAAGGUAUUUAAAUGAUGGUUUAUCUCAAAUAAAACCGAGUAUUUUUUCUGUCAUUCAAGUACUAUUUAAUUGCGCAGUGUUGUUAAUUAAAAAUAAAGAGAGUUCUGUA